CUACAUACGUGGUCGAUAUCCUCAAAUCCGAAGUCAAACCCGCAAGUCAUCGUCCAAACUUUGGAUCGGGAUGUUGCCAGCAUCCCUUCUCGCGCUUUUCUUCGUGUUCUUCGGAGUUGUCGCUGCAGCUGCUGACUUGUACAAGGCUCUAGAGUUGUCCAAGCAUGCAACGGAACAGGAUAUCCGAAAAGCGUACAAACGUCUCAGUCGGAAGUAUCAUCCAGACAAGAACAAGGAUCCGGACGCCGAGGAAAAGUUCGUAGAAAUAGCACAUGCGUACGAGGUAUUGUCGGACGACAAUAAACGCCGAAUAUACGAUCAAUAUGGCGAGGAAGGAUUGCGAGCACAUGAAGGUGGUCAGCAGCACUAUGCCAACCCUUUCGAUGUGUUCUCGAGUUUCUUUGGCGGUGGAUUUGGAGCGCAACAGACCCGUCGGGGACCAAACUCGAUAUUUGACAUUGAGGUCCCGUUAGCGGAUAUGUACGCAGGCGCUAGCAUCGAGUUCACCAUGAAAAAGAAUAUACUCUGCGACCACUGUCGCGGUUCGGGCGCGGCGUCCGACCGCGACGUGCACACCUGCCGCGGCUGUGGAGGAUCCGGCGUCAAGGUCUCCAAACAGCAAAUAUUCCCCGGUAUGUUUGCACAAACGCAAUCCACAUGUAAUGAAUGUGGUGGGCGUGGAACCGUCAUCGUCAAAAACUGCCCCCACUGUAACGGGAAGAAGGUCGUCGAGUAUAUGCAGCCCUUUACGCUCGAAAUACAACCAGGGAUGCCAGAGGGUCAUGAAGUCGUACUUGAGGGCGAGGGUGACGAGAGCCCAGAUUGGGAGGCAGGCGACAUCAUACUGCGGGUACGGAGUAAGAAGGAACAAGGUGGUUGGCGGAGAAAGGAAUCCAGUCUUUACUGGCGAGAGACGAUUGGCGUUGAUGAGGCACUUUUGGGCUUCAGACGUAAUCUUACGCACUUGGAUGGGCAUGUCGUAGACCUGCACCGUAAAGCAGUAACACAACCUGCAUAUGUCCAGGUAAUAGAGGGAGAAGGGAUGCCGGUCUUUGAACAAUCACCCCGAGGUAAUCUUUACAUAGAGUAUAAUGUGAUCUUACCGGUAGAACUCGGCCCUACCAUGCGCAGAAAGCUAGAAGACGCUUUCUAUGGGCCGCCAAACCAUAGAGACGAGCUAUAGGCCAUAAUGUAUCACCCUUACCACCCUAUUUGCCCCUACGAAAGACUAGAACUUCUUGACAGGCUCC
Messenger RNA from Pisolithus orientalis, 1250 nucleotides. RefSeq lists its product as uncharacterized. Gene Ontology annotation, cellular component: cytoplasm. Gene Ontology annotation, molecular function: ATP binding; Hsp70 protein binding. The coding region runs from base 71 to 1183 and encodes 370 amino acids. The transcript is spliced from 11 exons. The record is from RefSeq and is a predicted model, not a curated record. Lineage: Eukaryota; Fungi; Basidiomycota; Agaricomycetes; Boletales; Pisolithaceae. Gene Ontology annotation, biological process: protein refolding; response to heat.